GGCAGGAGAUGGCGGCGGCACUGAGCGGAGCGCUGCUCCUGUGCUGGCUGCCGAUGGCGGUGGCCGUGGUCAGGACGGAGGUUUGUGGACAACGUCCACUGGUAGAUACAUUUGGAUCCCGUAUUAUUGGUGGUCAUGAUGCACUUCCAGGAGCUUGGCCAUGGCAAGCCAGCUUGCAAUAUUUCAGUUCCGAUUAUAGCUAUAGACACUUGUGUGGGGGAUCACUUAUUCACAACACAUGGGUAAUUACUGCUGCCCACUGCGUCGUGAAAAAGAGAAAUCCUAGGUACUGGAGAGCAGUUUUUGGAAUAAAUAGCAUCUUACAUCCAGCCAAAACAAGAAAAAUAUCAGGAAUUAAACAAAUCAGUGUUCAUGCAAGUUUUGAUGGUACAACCAUGGAUAAUGAUAUUGCAUUAUUAGAAUUAGCAAAUUCAGUAACAUAUACUGACUACAUUCUACCAGUCUGUCUAGCUACAAGCAAACUGCCUACAGACCCUUUGGCACAAUGCUUUAUAAGUGGCUGGGGCACAACUACAGCAAAAGGUGAAAAAUCUGUUAUUUUGCAAGAAGCACAAAUAGAAAUAAUUCCCACUUCACUUUGUAACAGCCCUGGAUGGUACAAUGGUAUUAUUACUGGCAAUAUGCUUUGUGCAGGAUAUGAGAGUGGAGGAAUAGACACAUGCCAGAAUAAAAGAAAGCAAAACAAAGAAACAGCAAAUCAACGGAAAGAUUUUGAAAAGGUUUGACAUUAAAGAACUCCACUGUUCUCUCU
Molecule: messenger RNA, 772 nt
Organism: Pseudophryne corroboree (corroboree frog)
Lineage: Eukaryota; Metazoa; Chordata; Amphibia; Anura; Myobatrachidae
Gene: TMPRSS12
Product: transmembrane serine protease 12
Exons: 5
Coding region: 9-746 (245 amino acids)
Biological process (GO): proteolysis
Molecular function (GO): serine-type endopeptidase activity
Source: RefSeq, a predicted model, not a curated record